This is a messenger RNA of Striga hermonthica, 450 nucleotides long. The record is from the annotation of a GenBank genome assembly. NCBI's taxonomy places the organism in Eukaryota, Viridiplantae, Streptophyta, Magnoliopsida, Lamiales, Orobanchaceae.
AUGUUGACGAGAAGCUCCACGAGGUGCAGAAGCUCCUCCUCGGCUUCAACUUCCCCCAAAACCGAUGGUAAGAUUGCUCCGACGGUGAAUUCCGUGAACAUGAAGAACUCCGGGCGGAGGGCCAAAGCCGCCGCGAAAAAAAGGGCAGCGAAAAUCGACUCCAUUAAACCUAAAAAGCCUCCGACGGCUUUUUUCUAUUUCUUGGAGGAUUUUCGUAAGGAUUUUAAAGAGGAAAAUCCAGAUAUUAAGUCAAUGCGCGAUAUUGGCAAAGCGUGUGGAGAGAAGUGGAAAACAAUGACAUACGAGGAAAAGGUGCAAUACUACGAUAUUGCCACAGAAAAACGAGCAGAGUUCGAUCUUGCUAUGGCAGACUUCAUUAAAAGAAAGGAAUGUGGGGAGUUUGAUGAGGAUGAUUUGUAUUUUGGUGAUGACUCAGAUAUUGAUGGAUAA